Molecule: messenger RNA, 769 nt
Organism: Moneuplotes crassus
Lineage: Eukaryota; Ciliophora; Spirotrichea; Euplotida; Euplotidae
Source: the annotation of a GenBank genome assembly
UAUUGAUUAGGGUAAAAGAACUAGAGUGAGUCCUGAGGUAGUCUAUCACAUUGUGGUCUUUAUAGCUUCAGACACAUCUUUAAGCCUUCUUCUUCAUCUUUAUCGAUUUCAUCGGGGUUUACUUCGAAAGAAUAGUGGAACACAAGGCAUUUGAAGUAUGGGUCGCUCAUUCAGGUUUGUAGCUUUCUUCUGCUAUAACUGUAUAGCAAGUCGUUAUAAAUGUUGGCAGUUCUAUUCCUAGUCUCUCUCAUGAACAAGACCUUGUCAAGGGUGUCCAAGAACUCUUUAUUAGGCUCCAUCCCAAACUCUUGCUCAAUGUACUUAAUAAGAAGCAGUCUCUGGUGUUCGAUUGAUAACUUUCUUUUAACUCAGAAGCCAGUCGUGUUCUUGAACUUUUCCCAAUGAAAUCUUCUUAUUUUUCUGAGAAGGCACUUAAAGACGAUGUCUUUUCUUUUUGAGAGUCCUUUUAGAGAAGGAGUUCUUCUUUUCUUGGAUUUAACAUCUGUAGAAUCCUUCAAAGCUGAGGUUAAGUUAUCCUUCUGGUUAUCUUGGCUAGCCCUCAGCGGUGUACUAGUUUCGGAGUUAGGCAGUAGGCUUUGUUCUUCAUUCAAAAGAGGAAUUGGAACAAUAUUCUGAGUAUUGCUAAAAUGGAUCAAAUGAGAAAGAGUCUUUAGUCUCCCAUGCAAACAUGCUGUUUCCAAAGCAAGAGCUUUGAUCUGGAGAGAAUUGAGAAAGCUCAGCUAAUCCUGAAAGUGAGUUCAUUAUAAAU